This is a messenger RNA of Adineta ricciae, 636 nucleotides long. The record is from the annotation of a GenBank genome assembly. Lineage: Eukaryota; Metazoa; Rotifera; Eurotatoria; Adinetida; Adinetidae.
AUGUCGAAAGCACGGCCAUGGGCUUGUAUUACCACAUGCAUUUUAACAAUCAUCUCGGCACUUAUUUUGCUAAUUGCUUCAUCGGUUUAUACAAAUCGACUUAUUGCCGCGAUUGGCCUUGCUUACGUCGCUUUUCGUCGAUUUCCAGCAUUAACAACUUUAUUUUCAGGUUUAUUAGUUGCAGCUGUAUUACUUUCGAUCAUAUGUAUAAUUGUGCUCUUUAUCAAUCGCGCGAAUGUUCGAACAAAAUCAACGCGUGAAACGGGCUUUCUUAUGGCAGAUUAUGUCAGCACUGAUCUCCGCAAAAAUUCGAAAUCAGUCAUGGAUACUGUUCAAGAAACUUACCAAUGUUGCGGCGCUGAUCAAGCACUCAAUUGGGCAACGAUAUUUUCCGAUGGAAAAAGUACACCUGAUUCGUGCUGUCAUAUCGUUACGCCCGGCUGUGGAAACAGUUCUCUCGUCUCGCAAACUAACAUUUACAUACGUGGUUGUGUCGAACCUGUUGCAUCGCAUUAUCGACAACAAUACUCAAUUUUAAUUGGUUUGAAUUUUAAUUUCAUUCUAUUUGCUUUGGUAAGCGCUGUCCUUGGUUUAAUAUUCGAACGUUAUAUUCGCGAACAAUAUCAAAUGAUGUAA